Messenger RNA from Ricinus communis (castor bean), 1343 nucleotides. RefSeq names its product 50S ribosomal protein L13. The transcript has 6 exons. The record is from RefSeq and is a predicted model, not a curated record. Lineage: Eukaryota; Viridiplantae; Streptophyta; Magnoliopsida; Malpighiales; Euphorbiaceae. Gene Ontology annotation, biological process: translation; negative regulation of translation. Gene Ontology annotation, molecular function: mRNA binding; structural constituent of ribosome. Gene Ontology annotation, cellular component: ribosome; mitochondrial large ribosomal subunit. The coding region runs from base 246 to 854 and encodes 202 amino acids.
AAAAACUAACAUACAUUCUAAAUUACAGAACCUAUAUUUCUUGCUCCAUUUAUUAAGCCGCCGUCCACCUCCUCCAUUGUCAACACUCAGCCGGCCUCCUCUUCCAUCGAAUUCUGUCAAGUUUCCAGCCGUCCUCCUCCUCCUUCACGACUCCGCCUCCUCCUCCUCCAUUUUUUUUCUGUCACGACCCAGGUGAAUGAUUUUGUGAGUGCAAAACGAAUUACAACAGAUUAUAUAGCAGAGACAUGGCAAGUCAAGCAACUUUUAAUGGCAACAUGAAGAAAGCAUUGGCCGGCCUCAGAAGAAUCAAUCUUGAAGGUUUGAGAUGGAGAGUAUUUGAUGCCAAAGGCCAGGUCCUUGGAAGAUUAGCAUCUCAAAUUUCAACAGUAAUUCAAGGCAAGGAUAAACCUACUUAUGCUCCAUAUCGUGAAGAUGGAGAUAUGUGCAUUGUGAUUAAUGCAAAGGAUGUAUCUGUUACGGGAAGAAAGAUGACUGAUAAGUUUUAUCGUUGGCAUACAGGGUAUGUGGGUAAUCUCAAGGAAAGGAGCUUAAAGGAUCAGUUGGCAAAGGACCCUACAGAAGUUAUUCGCAAAGCUGUCUUGCGCAUGCUUCCUAGAAACAAAUUACGUGAUGAUAGAGAUCGGAAAUUGAGGAUUUUUGCUGGAAGUGAGCAUCCAUUUGGUGAUCGGCCCCUUGAAUCAUAUAUAAUGCCUCCUAGAACUGUACGAGAAAUGCGGCCACGUGCCAGACGGGCUAUGAUCCGAGCUCAGAAAAAGGCUGAACAGCAACGACAAGGUGCCAAUGAAAUGCAGAAAGGCAGGAAGAAAGAAGUUGAAGUAGAAAUCACGCAUUGAAAUUUGGCAUAAUGAUACAGGGAAAAGAGGAUAUGACUAGAUGCAACAUUGAAAGAGAUAGCAUGUGUCUCCCUUGAUGGUCUUUCUUUUUGCUGUCUAUAUGUAACCACCAUAAAAUAGUCCUGGAUCCCGCUAAAAAUUAAUUUCAGUUUUCAAACAUUUUGCAAAUGCAUUCCUUGAGGUGCUCUGAAAGUGAGUGCAUUCUUUGGAUACUCUGGAAGUGAGUGCCUUGGAUGCUCUGAAAGUGUGCUAGGAGGGAAUAUGGCCCUAAUAGAUUUUGUGCGCGGUAGUUAUCUAGUAGCCUUUGGCAAAAAAAAAAAGAAGAAAUUGUGGCAAAGUUUCUGCCUGGAAUUAAAUGCUGAAUUUCAAAGACUGAUGGUUGUUGGUAUCCAAGAUGUACAAAACAAUAAGAUUAUUGCUCCAUGUGUAUCAUGCAUGUGAACUAUUCUGAAAAUUUACUAACAAGUGGUAGAUUUUAUGUUUUUAUCA